Ostrinia nubilalis (European corn borer) is the source of this 1376-nucleotide messenger RNA. RefSeq names its product clusterin-associated protein 1 (gene Cluap1). Gene Ontology annotation, cellular component: centrosome; cilium; intraciliary transport particle B. The coding region runs from base 9 to 1376 and encodes 455 amino acids. The transcript is spliced from 11 exons. The record is from RefSeq and is a predicted model, not a curated record. Lineage: Eukaryota; Metazoa; Arthropoda; Insecta; Lepidoptera; Crambidae. Gene Ontology annotation, biological process: cilium assembly.
UUGCCCCGAUGUCUUACAGGGAUUUGCGAAAUUUCAGCGAAGCCAUGCGCGUGCUGGGGUUCCCGGAGCCGAUCUCGCUGGAGAGCUUCCGAAGCCCCAACUGGGCGCUGCUGGAGGCCUGCUUGCGUUGGCUGGCGGCGCGCGUGGAGCCCGACGCGGCGCUGGCGGGCGGCGCCGCCUCCGUCGACCAGCGGGUUGCCAUGGUCACGCAUGCGGUCGCGCUCUUUCAUUCUCGCGCGAACCUCAAGCUGAACGGCAAAAGGCUGUAUGGCGCGGACGGCUGGGCGGUGCGCGAGCUGCUGAAGGCGGCAGGACUGCUGCGGGCGGCCCUGGAGGCGCCGCCGCCCGACGACCACCAGCCCGACGGCUCCGCGCUGCACUACGACGUCACCAACCGGCUAGGAGAAAUAAAACUGGCCCGGUCAUUAGCGACAGAUAUCACUGCGCAGGGCGCUUUCCUCUACGAUUUGCUGGCCAAAGAGGCAGAAAAUAAGGAGGUCCGCGAGCAAGCACUAUCGCGUCCGCUGGACAUGUCGGCGAUGGAGGCGAGCCUGAGACGCGCGCUGGAGUCGGCGGGGGGACAGCUGUCGGCGGCGCGCGAGCAGAUCGCCAACGUAGCCGCGAGCGAGGCCGCGCUCGACGCCAAGCUCGAGCGCCGACGCGCUGAGCUGCUCAGAGCAGAGAAACGGCUGCACACCGUGCAGAAGAUCAAACCAGCUUACGCAGGCGAGCUGGCGGCACUCGAGAGCGAGAUCGAGCAGCUGUGGGAGCAGUACGUGCUGCGCUACCGCUGCGUGGAGGCGCUCAAGCACCAGCUCAGCGUCUUGGAGAGCGCGCAGGCCGAGGCAGCAGAGGAACAACAGGCGGCGAUCAUGCAGCUCAUCCACAAGUACGAAGCGGAGGAUGUUUUGGGAAAACUAAGCGAUUCCGAUGAAAUGGACUCCAGUGACGAAGGUAAAGACCUGAGCGAAGUGAAGCAGCCCAGACCAGCCACGAGACCCAAAACUAGGCUCAGAAUCAAAACUGCAGGCGCAGGCGCGGCGGAGGCUCGGCGAGCGUUCGGCAGCAUGGCGGCGCGCGACUCGCUGGACGAAAUCCGCGACGAGGACGACUCGCGAUCAGACUCCGACCUCUCCGACGCGCAGCUCUACGCCGGCGGUGACGUGCCGGCGCGAUGGUCGCGCGCUCGUCCGCGGCCCGCCACGCGCACACUAGCUGCCGCCGACGACGACGACUUCGCCGACCUCAUCGAGGGCGUGGAGGGCUCGGGGGCGGAGUCGCUGGGCAGCUCGUCGGAGAGCGAGCUGCGGCUGACGAGCGCGCGGCCCAGCGCGGCGCCCAUCAGUGCCUCCGCGCUUUCUGACAAUGAGUUCUAA